Molecule: messenger RNA, 1202 nt
Organism: Bradysia coprophila
Lineage: Eukaryota; Metazoa; Arthropoda; Insecta; Diptera; Sciaridae
Product: D-altritol 5-dehydrogenase-like
Molecular function (GO): zinc ion binding; oxidoreductase activity
Source: RefSeq, a predicted model, not a curated record
GUCCGCUGUUUAUCAAAAUCAGUACCAACGAAACUGCAACAGCGUGAACCUAGACGAGCCCAAAUACUAUUAGUGUCGAUUGUAUUCGGAAUUAACUGCGUUGUUAUGGAAUUCUUAAGCUUGCAUAACGUUACGAAAGAACUCACACUCAACAAGUGUGCCAUACCAAAACCAAUAGGACAUGAGGUGUUGAUACGAGUUGCAUAUUCGGGCAUUUGUGGAACGGAUCUUCACAUCUUGGAUGGCGAGUUUCCUGCGAAAAGUGAUAGUCCACUAACAUUGGGACACGAAUUUGUUGGUACAGUUGAAUCUGUGGGCAGUGAAGUGCAUAACUUUACAGUCGGAGCCAAAGUUGCGGUCAAUCCGAAUAAUGGUUGCAACAAUUGUGAUUUGUGCCACCGGGGCACAUACCAUUUUUGUGAAAACGGUGGCUUGAGAAGUACGAUCGGAAUCUUCAGAAAUGGGGGUUGGGCAACCCAUGCUAUUGUGCCAGAUAGUCAGGUUCACCUUGUUCCCGAUGGUGUGGAUUUACAACAUGCUGUUCUAGCAGAACCAUUAUCCUGCAUUGCCCAUGGCUGGAAUAGAAUAGGCACGAUUCAUAUUGGAGAGAAAGUUUUGGUACUUGGUGCGGGAAUAAUCGGUUUAUUGUGGACAGCUAUGCUUCAUUUACAUGGACUUAGAAAGACUGUUACGGUUAGUGAGCCACAGGAAAAGAGACGUCUGGCAGUUGAGCGUUUGGAUUUGGACUAUGACGUAAAGGCGCCAGCUCAAGUGAAAGAUAAGUUUGAUCUGGCUGUGGACUGUAGCGGCUCUGGCCCGGCAAUGGAAAGCGCUGUAUCGCUGUUGAAACAUGGCGGGUGUCUAUGCAUCUUUGGUGUAGCCAAUCCUAAGUCGACAUUCGCUAUUCGUCCGUUUGAUUUUUUCAUGAAGGAGUUGAAAGUUCUGGGCGUGAAUAUCAAUCCGUUUAUGUUUCCCAAGGCAUUGGAUCUAUUGCAUGCGAUGGGUGAGCGAUAUCUUGACUACAAUAAGUUGGGAAUUCGCGUUUUUAAACUGACCGAAUAUAAGGAAGCCUUGCAGGCUCUUCGUGACGGUGAAAUUAGUAAGGCUGUGUUCAAAUGUUUUUAGAAAGUGAGCAGUGGUUCUCAAAGCUGAAACUUGAACAUACUCCAGAAGAAAAUUUAAUAAAAAAAUAUAUUUUAUCA